GUUGUGAUGGUUUGUUGUUAUUUGUUGCUUGAAUGCUAAUUAGGUGGUUGACCUUUUUUGUGUACUAUAAAGUUCCAGUUUUGGAGUUAAUGAUAGAAUAGUUUGGCCUUUUCCUAGUCUCUGCUGCCUUGCAGAACCUUUGGGAAAAUGUCCAACUCCCUUCUACCUCAAAAUCAGUUCCUAUAUUCCAAAUCAAAAUCUUGAUAGUCUUGUACAAGUUAGCAACAUCCUAAGGCCAUGGACAUUAAACUAGAAGUCACAAGUGAUCAAGAAGAAGGUUCACCACCACCUAUUCAGCACAUAGGAGCUAGGGAUAAUAUCUCUUAUAUUGCUACACACUUUUCUAAAGAAAUAGAUAUCGAAGCUGGAACUGAUACAUCCACAGUUUAUAUCAAAAAUGAACGUGAUAAAAGCGCUGAUAUCAUAUUGCAGAAUAAAAUAAAACAUGAACCCAGCUAUUGUGAAGAAUCAAAUGAGAGAGAUGUCCCUUUACCUGCAAAAAUAUUUAAAACUGAGAAGACUGAAUCAGACAUAUGGGUUGAUGAAACAAAAUGUGCAAAUGGGUUGAGGGAAGAAUUAAAUAUAAAAUACGAUGAAAUACACACAAAAAUUAAUAUAAAAGAAGAAAUUGCUAGAGACUUUGAUGCAUUUGAGUUCGAAUUGGAUAGGAUGGAAAGUGAAAUAUUUUCACUAGACAGUUUCGAAAUUAAAAAAAUCAAAGAUGCAGGUAUGCUACAUACUGAAUUGUCUAUCAAAGAUGAGGCUGCUGAUAGGGAUAUAAGUGGCCAUAAUACACAGAUGAAAGAUGAAGCUACGAACAAUAUAGAAACAUCUCAAUGUAGAAGCUCCUUCAAAUGCCCCUACUGUGACGCAACUCUCAAACGAAGUGCCCAUCUUGACAACCAUAUAAUCAGAAAGCACCCCAACUUCACCGCAUCUGUCCGAAGGAAAAUUCUUGAAUGCACGAUGUGCAGUUACAAAACUGUCUUCAGUUGUAACUUCGACAGACAUAUGAUUAGUCAUUCAGAAACGACUGUGAGUCCUACAACCAUCGCAUGUGAAUACUGCAAAGCUGAAUUCAGAGCUAAAAUGUCACUAGAUGACCACAUAAUAAGGCAACAUCCAAAUUUUAUCGAUAUUGUUACCAGCAGACUACAUGAGUGUCCUAAGUGCAUUUUUAGAACUACUGUAAUAAGCAACUAUAAGAGACAUCUUUUAAAGCAUUCUGGGCUGAGAGUAAAGCCCAGAAAAUACAUGUAUCAUCAACGUUACAACACAUAUCACAUUCAAGGGAUCUAAAAAAUCUCCUGUACAAAAUUACUGUUAAUGGUGACGAGAAGUGCCAUUAACGUUACUCAAGAUCUACUUAGUUAUCUUGUCAUUAAGUUUUGACGUCUACUGCGAUGAACAGCUGAUCAGUAAGUGGCAUCUUUAUAUUAAGUCAAUUAGUCGUUACCAAUGAUGAAUGGGCACGGGCAUUACGUAUCUUGAGAAGUGACAUUAUGUCGAUUUGUUUUUGACAUAUUGGUUUUUCCUGACAUGUAGGUUUUUCAACACGAUGUUAACUUAGCACUAGCUGGUGGACACGUUGUGAACUCGUUUUGUAGUUGUAAGUGUUGCCUAAACGUCAUGAGGCUUGUUAUUAAUGUUUGGCUCUGAUGUGAUGUAAAAUCUGCUUCAGAUAUGGCAUUACUAGAGAUAACGGCAAUGCAUAGUUAGGAUUUAUGUGCUAAUAAUAUGGGUUGAUGAUAAUUCUACUGGAUUCUUGUCUCAAAUAUCCGUGUUUUAGAAUGUUUUAUAAAAUUAUAA
This is a messenger RNA of Acanthoscelides obtectus, 1809 nucleotides long. NCBI's taxonomy places the organism in Eukaryota, Metazoa, Arthropoda, Insecta, Coleoptera, Chrysomelidae. The record is from the annotation of a GenBank genome assembly.